AUGGCCAGCACAACAACACGAAUUCGCAACACGCUGAACUCUUUGUGGACCAAGGUUCUCGAUGAUGACAAGAUGAGCGGCAGUCUCGGCGUGGAUGGUGAUGUCUUGGGUGGUUUUCUUGAAAAGCACAAUAUUCGACUGGUCUCCCACGACUUCGAAAUCACUGAAGUUGAAGACUCCCAUCCACCUGUAUUGUUCGCACCCUGCCCCCAGCAUUUCCUUGAUGAACAUCCGAUCGAGCCAGAAAAAUGUGAUGACCCAAAGUUUGGGAACCCGUUCUACAAAUUUCCCGACUACGAAGCUGGUGGGACAUGGAUGGAGCCAGAGGAGUCCUCGCUUCGUGUUGCCCGCUAUCUUGAGAAGUGGGCGUAUAAUGGCUUUCCGCGGAAGGGCACAGACGUCGUCGACUGUCUUCCAACCAAGAGGGGUAUCACGCCUGUCAGAUUUCCCCAUGGACUCCUCUUGGGUGAAGGAUUGUUAAGGAGUGGUGAAAAGGGCUGGAAAACAAAUAUUUAUGAGUAUGACAUCGGCUUUUGGGGAGAGCAACACCCCCAUAUCAUAUUGUGUUCUCAGCAGUCAGAAGUCGGCCAUGAAAACUGCAUUAUGCACGGUGAGCUGGCGCAGCUCAUCACCGCAAUGCGAAAUCGCGCCCAUGAGCCGGAAAUGAUGGAGAGCGGCGAGAACGGAGAUUUUGAGGACGAGGAAGACGAGAACGAAGCUCUUUUCCCCGAGGGUUCGCCACUCGUAUUCCAAUACGAGCAGAGAUUUCCGGUCGUCAUGGUUUCUCUCGUUGGUCCUCAGCAUGGCCGCAUCUACUAUGCCUGCAUGGAUGGGUUCGAUGUGGUGAUCCGACAAUCACCGCUUUUCAGCUUCGAGAAGCGUGAAACCGCCCCUUGGGAUUUUUUCGCCAGGAUUCUUCUGAGCUAUCCACUACACGAAGGCGACAAGGGCAGGUUGAGCGUUCCUCUUCGCGUCUAA
Talaromyces rugulosus is the source of this 978-nucleotide messenger RNA. RefSeq lists its product as uncharacterized. The record is from RefSeq and is a predicted model, not a curated record. The transcript is spliced from 3 exons. The coding region runs from base 1 to 978 and encodes 325 amino acids. NCBI's taxonomy places the organism in Eukaryota, Fungi, Ascomycota, Eurotiomycetes, Eurotiales, Trichocomaceae.